AUGAAAUUUGACGACAUAACAAUCCUUCUCGGCGAAUUCGGAAGAUACCAAAAGAUCCUGUAUUGCAUAAUAUGCUUUCCAGUAAUAUUCAAUGCAUUCAAUGUGAUGAUCGUGGUGUUUACGUUGGCACUGCCGGACUUCAGAUGUCAGAUCCCAGGUCUUGGAAAUGAUACCUUUGAACUCCAGGGAAAAUGGCACGCUUACCAAAUUAAUCAAACAAUACCAAUGUCGGAAGAAGUUAAUUCAAACUCGUAUGACACGUGCCACGUUUACUCACCUGGAGAAAACAACACCAAGAUUGAAUGCAACUCCUGGGUCUAUGACCAGUCCACGUUCCAGGACACCUUCAUAACAAAGUUUAACCUGGUGUGCGGUUUAGAACUUGCUAGAGCGAAUGCGAACAUGCUGGUUAUGGCAGGAAUGCUGGCUGGGUCUGCGCUUGUUGGAAUAUUCGCCGACAUCCGUCUUGUACGUCGACGAACCAGCCAACGACUGUAUGAGAAUUCAGCCAACGACCUUGCCGAGGACCGAGGCGACGACCGUACCGAAGACCCAGCCGACGACCGUGUCGAGGACCCAGUCGAAGACCGUGCCGAGGACCGAGAGGACGACCGUGCCGAGGACCCAAACGGCGACCGUGCUAAGGACCCAGACGACGUCCGUGCCGAGGACCCAGACGACGACCGCGCCGAGGACCUAGACGGUGACUGUGCCAAGGACCCAGACGACGACCGUGCCGAUGACCCAGACGACGACCGUGUAAAGAACCCAGACGGUGACCGUGCCAAGGACCCAGACGACGACCGUGCCGAUGACCCAGACGACGACAGUGUAAAGGACCCAGACGGUGACCGUGUCAAGGACCCAGAUGACGACCGUGCCGAGGACCCAGACGGCGACCGUGUCAAGGACCCAGACGGUGACCUUGUCAAGGACCCAGACGACGACCGUGCCGAUGACCCAGACGACGAGCGUGUCGAGGACCCAGCCGACGACCGCGUCGAGGACUCAGACGCCCGUCUCAUUGACGACUGCGACGACGGCUGUCUCGGGGACUCAACCAACGACAACGCCGAGAGCUCAGCCGACCACUAUGACCCUGGCCGCGUCGAUGAACCAGCCUGCUGUUGCGACGACGGCUGUCUCGGGGGCCCAACGGACGACAGCACCGAGAGCUCAGCCGACCACUAUGACCUUGGCCGCGUCAGUGAACCAGCCUGCUGUUGCGACGACGAAUGUAUCGAGGGCCCAACAGACGACAGCACCGAGAGCUCAGCCGACGCCGACACCCACGCCGACGGGUUUGGUAGAAAAAGAGCAUUUCUGUGUACUGAAGCCCUGUUAGUUGCUGCGAUGUUUGGGACGGCAUUUGCUCCAAACUACCAAGUGUUGGCUGCAUCAAGAUUUCUGGCAGGGUUUGGACAGAACACAUUUCUGCCUGUGUUUUCAAUGGCGAUGGAACUGGUCGGUCCUUCAUACCGCGUGGCGGCUGGUAUAAUCGUCGAGCUGUUUUGGUGUGUCGGCCUAUUCAUUCUCUGUCUUUUGGCGUACUUUGUCCGCUCCGCGACCAACCUUACACUUGUUGCGGGGGUUCCUAUGAUCCUGGUAUUCCUUUAUAUAUGGCUUAUUCCAGAAUCUCCUAGAUGGCUGAUCUCCAAAGGAAAGAACAAAGAAGCUUAUAAAAUCAUACAGAAAAUUGCGAAGAAGAACCAGGUCACUCUCCCUGAGAACGCCAUCGACGAAUAUAGUGUGGAGUCAGGCGAAUCAAUGUCUGUUUUCAAAAUGUUCACAAUUCCAAAACUUCUUAUUCGGACCUUGAUAAUCUACUUAAAUUGGGCCGUGGUUAACAUGGUUUAUUACGGUCUUGGCUUGAACGUUGGAAAUCUGGGUGGAAAUAUCUACGUCAACUUUGCCAUCAACAGCGCCGUGGAGACGGCGGCGUACCUACUAUGUCUCGUUUCCUUGCACAGAGUGGGUCGGAAGACAUUGCAUUCUGGAAGCAUGAUUGUCGGCGGCGUCGCAUGCCUUUUGACAAUUUUCUCCACACUUUAUGGCGGAACAUCCUUGCAUUGGCUGACAAUAGCCCUUUCGAACAUCGGGAAGUUUGGAAUAUCUGCAGGAUUUGCAAUCGUGUAUAUCUGGACAGCUGAACUGUUUCCCACGCUGGUCAGAAACUCGGGGAUCGGUUCUAGUUGUAUGGUCGGACGUUUUGGAAGCGUCAUUUGUCCCUACAUAACAGACCUUGGUCGUUUUGUGCCGGGCAAAUUUGGGCAAGCUCUACCACUGAUUGUGUUUGGCGGUCUCUCCGUAGUUGCCGGUUUACUGUCCCUUUAUUUGCCGGAAACCAACGGAGUUCCUCUGCCGGAAACCAUACAGGAUGCAGUCAACUUCGGCACCAAGAAGGAGAAAAACAAGGAUGCCAAAGAGAAGGCCUCUUUAGUAUAA
This is a messenger RNA of Mya arenaria, 2445 nucleotides long. Its product is annotated as organic cation transporter protein-like. Bases 1 to 2445 code for a protein of 814 amino acids. Gene Ontology annotation, biological process: transmembrane transport. The transcript is spliced from 11 exons. Lineage: Eukaryota; Metazoa; Mollusca; Bivalvia; Myida; Myidae. The record is from RefSeq and is a predicted model, not a curated record. Gene Ontology annotation, molecular function: transmembrane transporter activity. Gene Ontology annotation, cellular component: membrane.